Messenger RNA from Penaeus vannamei (Pacific white shrimp), 1865 nucleotides. NCBI's taxonomy places the organism in Eukaryota, Metazoa, Arthropoda, Malacostraca, Decapoda, Penaeidae. The record is from RefSeq and is a predicted model, not a curated record.
AUGGUCGCGACUCAUGAGUUGCGUAUACUCAGACUACGCAGUACGGAUAGCUACAGUGAGGAGUGUAAGAGAGAGUGGGAUACUCUCAUAGUGAGUGACGUGCUGCGAUAUAACAUCGAGCGUUUCGUGAUAGAAAGUUUCCACUCGCGCUGGCAUGGGAACACUGGGGAAUAUUCAGGACGAGAUCGUAAGUGUCAAGGAACUGAACCGUCGCUGGAGUUUGAACAGAUGCGACGACGUGUGGCUAGUGACGUGGCCUACACUUGGCAGUAUAUUCGCUACCAUCUAACUCAUGGAAACAGUAGUGGUGUUAGUCUCGAGGUCGUCCUUGAGGAUCUGGAUCACCACUUCAGAGUGACCUCCCACGACCUCACGCAACUUAGCAAGGUAGACGGGCUUCAGGAAUGGCGGAAGAAGGAGUCCGCCGCCCUCAGCGCCCUCGUCCAGCACCGGUUGCGCGUCCUGCAGAAUCCCAGCGACUGCGCCUCCGCCAAGAAGAUCUACUGCGACUUCAAAGCUGGGGGCCGAGGAAUUGGGAGCCAUCUGCACCACCUGAGCUGCUGUUUCCUGGCAUCGUAUGGCACUCAGCGGACCUUGAUCCUGAACACGGAUAAUUAUAACGGCAAUCCCAGAGGACUCACGGCACUGUUCCUCCCCCUUAGCGACACAUGCACGAGCUACAACAGGUCUCAGAUGGUUCCUUGGCCAGGGAAGGAGGACUCUCUGUUGGUGAAAUUUCCUGACUGGGACCAACCUCAUCCCAGGCCAAGUUACCUUCCGAGGUCCAUCCCGAAGGACUUCUCCGAGCGGCUGAUGCGACUCCACGGUGACCCUUUCGCCUGGUGGUUGGGGCAGUUCUUCAAUUAUACCAUGCGAAUGAACGAAGAGUUUCGGGAAUACAUGGCAAAUCUGACGAAGGAAAUCGAGUACGAGUCGCCCAUUGUAGGAAUACACAUACGAAGGACGGAUAAGCUUAGUAGGGAGGCAAGGUACAUACACCUGGAGAAGUACAUGGAAAGAGUGAAGCUUUUCUACCAAGAGCUCGCCCUCACACAACAGCUUACUGAACGGAGAGUUUUCUUGGCAACUGACGAUUCGAGGGUUAUUGGAGAAUUUAAAGAAAAAUACCCGGAAUACAAGCUUGUGUACAACCGGGCAAGCAUAAAUUCAGCCCGUUUGAGCGAGAGAAGAAAGGGACCAAACCUGGGCUUCUUCAUGGCCGAUGUCUUCUUCCUCUCCCACUCGGACUACCUUGUUUGUGGGAUGACUUCAAACGUGUGCAGACUGGCCUACGAGCUCAUGCAGAGCAUCCACCCCGACGCCUCCACCCGCGCCUGGUCCGUCGACAGCCCCUUGUACUUCGACUUCCAGAGCCCUCACUUCGUGCGGGCGAGGUUCAGCCACACGCCCAGGAGGAACGAAGAAAUGGAACUGCAAGAAGGAGACAUGAUCAAAACUUGGGCAUUGCAUUUCUCCAAACAUCACAAUCCUAAAGACGGCUUCUUGUACGGCACCAACAACCGCACACAAAAGGCUGGUCUUUAUCCUGCGUACAAGACAAUCGAUAUUCUAGACAAGGCUGAUAUACAAUCGUUUGAACGUAUUGAUGAAAAGAACGCGAGGAGAUGAUUGUCGAGGUAAUUUUCGUUUGUAUGUCCCCUCUGUUGUGAAUUAUUUAUUGAUGUUGGUGUUAGAUAUAUUGUGAUAAUUGGAACACAGUAUUAGGUGUAAGGCAAAAGUGAUAGAGCUUUCUCUCUCUUUCUAUGGUGACCCUGAAGAAAUGAUUGCAAAUGUUGGCCAAGUUUCCUGUGUAUAGAUAAAUAGAAAUAGACAAAUAAAUAAAUAAAUAAACAAAUAAAUAAAUA